Messenger RNA from Lethenteron reissneri (Far Eastern brook lamprey), 4875 nucleotides. Its product is annotated as transmembrane protein 87A-like. Gene Ontology annotation, biological process: retrograde transport, endosome to Golgi. Gene Ontology annotation, cellular component: Golgi cisterna membrane; Golgi apparatus. The record is from RefSeq and is a predicted model, not a curated record. Lineage: Eukaryota; Metazoa; Chordata; Hyperoartia; Petromyzontiformes; Petromyzontidae.
AACGUCACAGCCGCGACGAAGCCGACAUGGCGGCUCGGGGCAGCAGCAGCAGCGGCGGCGUCGCCGUCACCGCCGCCGUCCUCCUCCUCCUCCUACACUUCGCGCUCUGCGCCGUGGCCGUCGCGCCUCAGGUCGGCAAGAAGGACGGCGUCUUCAACGCGAAAAACCUGAUGUUUCAUUUCUACAAGACUUUGUUUAACAACACUGAUGUCAUGCUCGUGGUGUCAGAGAAGACAUGCCAACCAAACGCCAUUUUCGAUGUGAAAUGGAUGCUGUUACAUUCCAAGUGUUACAAUAAGAUUGCAAACAUUCCAGAUAUGGAGGUGAAGCUGAUUUUGGAAGAGAAGAUCGCGGAUGAUAUAGAUUACACCACCAACCAAGUAUCGAUGACAUGUGCAAAUUUCAAUCUGGAGCUCAUGGGAGCUCAUCCAACGAUUGGGAAGUUUAGCAAAGCAGUUAAUAACACGGCUAAAGCCAGUAAUUCCACAAAAACUAAACGGGAGGAAAAGCAGGUUUCCAAAAUUGAGCAAAAGGCCAGUACAGUCGCAAACAAAAAAGGGAAGAAUGUGCUGACAAGGACACGGAGAGAUGGGCCAUACCUCUUCAUAAUGAGUAUCCAGCCUCAAAGCAACACAACUGUCGGGCCAGAAUGGAAAAUACCCGUACAAGUUCAAAUGAAGAGCGAGGAAGGCUUUAUAUCGGCUGCCGACUGGCCACUUAUGAUUUUCUAUGUCGCGAUGUGCGUGCUGUACUCUCUGUACGGUGCCCUAUGGCUGGCCUGGUCGGCCUGCUACUGGAAGGACCUCCUGCGCAUCCAGUUCUGGAUUGGAGCCGUCAUUCUUCUCGGCAUGCUUGAGAAGGCCGUUUUCUAUGCCGAGUACCACAGCAUCAACUACUACGGCACCUCUGUCCGAGGGGCUGUAGUGUUUGCGGAGCUACUCUCUGCCCUCAAGAGGACCCUGGCUCGCCUUCUGGUCAUCAUUGUCAGCCUUGGCUAUGGCAUAGUCAAACCUCGUCUGGGUACCACGAUGUACAAAGUGGUUGGCGUGGGGAUGCUGUACCUCAUAUUUUCUUCAGUGGAGGGCAUUUUACGUAUCUCUGGGGGUCAAGAAUUUGACCUGGACCUGCUGGCUGCAAUCCCUCUGGCUGUGCUCGACACUGCCCUCUGCUGGUGGAUAUUCAUCAGCCUGUACCAGACCAUGAAGAUGCUCAUGCUGAGGCGCAACGUGGUGAAGCUGUCCCUUUACAGGCACUUCACCAACACGCUCAUCUUCGCUAUAAUCGCUUCGCUUAUUUUCAUCAUCUGGACUACACGGAAGUUCAGAUUUGCAGAAUGCCAAUCGGACUGGCGGGAGUUGUGGGUGGAGGAAGCCUUCUGGCGGCUUCUCUUUUCCCUCAUCCUCCUGGUCAUUAUGGUGCUUUGGAGGCCAUCUGCCAACAACCAGCGGUAUGCGUUCACUCCACUGCUGGACAAUGAUGAGGAUGAGGACGAGGAAGAGGAGCCCAUGAUGAACGAGGCAUACGAUGGCAUGAAGAUGAGGGGAAAUAAGCCCGAGUUGAAUGGAUCCAGCCGCCCAAAUGUCAACAAGCAGGAGGAUGAUCUCAAGUGGGUAGAAGACAACAUCCCGGCCUCGAUGGCAGAUGUUGCCAUGCCUGCCUUGCUGGACUCGGAUGAGGAAAUAAUGACCACCAAGUUUGAGAUGUCUAAGAUGGAGUGACGACCGCGAGUUGCGCUGUACUUGAGGAACGAAACACGGCUGGCGUCGGCCUGGUGCCCGCCACCCUGGUCACAUUGCCUGGCUGUUUCCUGCAGCGGAGAUGUUCAUGGGCAGAGAUGUUGGGUGGUGCACACCCACUCCCAUAGGUGUGGCAGCACCUUUGCGUUCUUGUGUUUUGCAUGCGUUUUUUUCCAAGAGGUGGUUGUUUAUCGGUCUUUUUAUUUACAUCAUGUAUUGGUAUUUAACUUGUAAAAUAAUCUUCUUUUCAGCACUUGUUGCAAAUUGUCCUUUUCAUGGAACUCAAAAGCGGAGGAGACCUUGCUCGUGUAUUAUUUUUGAAGAGUUAGGCAGUUACUGACUUCUCAAGACUUGGUUAAACGUUUUGUAUUUGAGGUAUUUGGGGAUAUAAUUUCAAGAAGUAGUCUAAAUAUCCAUGGCCUGGCAAGUGGUCAGUCAGUGCUGUUUGUCAGACCCUUGAUUUUACCAUAAUUUCUCACAUUGGUAGCCAGAUGUGAUGACUUUCUUGCACUUGCCUAUUCAAAUCCGAAUAAUUCCAUUGUCUUCUCAAAUUAUACGAAUAAGACAUUCUCUUAUGCCUAACAGUGAAGGAAGUGGUACUUUCCUUCACAAGAUGUAAGAAUGGGUCUGUUCAGGUGAAGUUUUUAAGGACUGUAUGCCAAAGCGCUGUGGACAAAUGUGUUUAACCCGAAAUAUGAAAUUAAGAAUUUGGAUAUUAUAUUAUUUACAACAGGGCACCGAGGCAUUAUUCAGAGCACAUGGAAAACAUGUUGGUCCCAGUUACACAGUGACUUAAACAAUCAUCGUUGUAUCUUGACUUAAAGCUUUCGUGACUGCAGGAAUUCAUAUUCUUUGGGCCUUUUGGUAAAGUCACGUAGAUAGGUUCAAAGAAAAUAACAAAGUUAAAAGACCAAAAAUACCUAUCACUGUCUGUAAUACAUUAAAAAAAAGGUACCACAAGUGCACCAGUGACUUGGUGGGGGCAAUGGAGUGCUGAUUACUUUACAAUUGUAUUUUAUAGAUUCGUCGCAUGCCGAUGUUUUCACUUUAACUGCACCUCCGAUGUAUGUUCCUUUUCAAUGUACAAACUUGACAUUUGUUACUAAUAACGUACUUUUUGUUUCAGUUGGCUUCAUUAUACAGUUCUCUGAUGUGUUGGGAAUCGUAGCACGCAUCGUUUUCCACAUCCAACGUUUCAUUUCGCGUGCUGGGAACUUCCGCAGGAACUAAACAUUCCUGCGGAAGUUCCCCCCCCCCCCCCCCCCCCCCGCGCGUCCAUCGAAACGUCGGGCGUCGUGCUUGACUCAAAACACGCGUCGGAGAGCGAUAUGGCACAACCGCAAAAAACAUGCAUAUUUGUGGUCAAAAGCCAUCGGGGUUCAGAUUCCCCUGUCUUGGCUUCCGCGGUGGCGAGAUAUCAACUAACUCGCCUAGUAUACGUGAGGUAGUGGGUUCGAUCCCAGCGCCUGUAUAUUUUGAGUUUAUAUGUUCUCCCCGUGGUCGUGUGCAUUUUUCACCUGGGCCUCCUAUUUUUCCCUCCAAUUUAGAAACAUGCUUGUAAUAGUAUUUGGCUGCUAUGUGUUUCCACAUGGUAAGCCACUUCGUUGAGCUGUCAUUUGUGGUCAGUUUGCUUCUGAAAAAGAGCUACAUAGCUCCGUGGGCUUUGCCUGGUAAAAUAAAACGUUUAAAGAGCUGGGGAAAGGAGCACAUGGAGGGGGGGCAGUGUGCUCAAACCUUGCACCCGUUUGUAAAUGUUUCCAAAUGUGCUCGAGCCCAUUUGUUUUAAAGACAUCCAGUUAGGAUAAUUUCAGAAGCAAUUGUGUAAUAUUAUUUGCAUUUGCCCUGUGCUAGCUUGCUGGUGUCUGACGAUCAGGUUUGUGCCUAUGGACUUUAUAGGCAAUACCCGAGUCAGAAAAAUAUUUGUUUUGUUCUUACCACCAGUUUUUGUUUUGUUUAUUAAUCUUGUGGCUUACCCAGGAAUUGCUGCAAUCGUAGACUAGUGAAAAUUAUUGGGCAUAUAGGGGCAUAUGGGCUUAAGUUAAGAUAUCCAGUCCUUUAACAUCUGUGAUGUGUUAAGGCCUAGUAUGGUUUUCUGAACUUGUAUUGUCUGAUGAAUCCUAAGAAUUCAACAAUACAUUUAUCGCACCCAACAUUGCAAGUCCAUUGGUUGUAAAUUGUCUUUAUUGAAGGUUGGCUUAACUGAAGCCAUUAAACAUUCUUUUGUACUUCUCUCGAUUUAAAUGGCGCUGUUUUUGAACACCGGUCUAGUCACAGCAGCACCCAACCUAAAUGUGCCAGCAUGAACGAAUUUCAGUGUUGACUGUAGAUUGGAGUGGUAACACCCAAUUUCAGCAACAUUGGAAUGGGUGUUGCAUUCACCCCCCAAGUGCCGAGUCUGAGCAGAGUGAAACCAGACCAAGACAUUUACACUUGGUUACACGUCACAAAGUGUGCAAAACUUGCAAGUGUUGAUCCCAUACACCAUUUUUCAGUGUGUUUACAUAGAGAUGUGCACAUUUUAUAAAUCUAUGUGAAUAGUACAUUUGCAUGUUGGUCAGGUCAGUGAUUGCAUUGUUCACUUAUAAAGUGAACAUGUUUUACACAAUGGUGCACAUGUUUUUGGAGAGGCUGUGACGUGGGAGCUUAAAUUGCGUUGAGAAAGCAUAGCCUGACAAAUUUACAUCCAUCUCCGUGGGGAUGGGGAGAGGUUUGCAAACCUCUGGUUUAUUGGAUUGCAUGAACAGUUUUUAAAUUGGACAAAGGGUAUAGAUUUUUUUUCCAUCUGGGAAUAUUUGUGAACAUGAAACUGCCUGAUUUAAAAUAAGACAUCUGGAUUAAUGUGGCCAUUACCUUAUUCAGUGGACAUCUACAGGGCAAAGCUGCACAAAUUCAAGUUGGUAAAUUGAGUUGCUUGGUUAAGCACAGCCCGUGCCAUACUUACAAGGCAAACUGUAAAACCUGUUAUUCUUUAAGACUAAGGAUGUUUAUAAUACUUUGAUCAAUCAAAGAUAAAUAUUGGACGUGUGUAAAAAAAAAUGUUCAACGUUGGAAAAUGAAGCUUUCCCAUACAGUUGAAAUGGUCUGAACUUCCAUUUUAAAAGUAUUUCAUGGUUGUGUUGCUGUACAUUUGCUUAUUUUA